UUAAAACUUCUAAAAUUAGAAAUAUUCCAUGAAUUACACUCAUCAUAUUUCUCUUAUAAAUUUACCAACUCUUAAACAUACUCCACACAAAUUUUCUAGCAACCUAUUGACUUAGGGAUCGAUUUGAUCAACAAAAACAUGGGAAAAACAUCAGUCCUUUUAGUGGGAUUUCUUUUCAGUUUCUUGGUCGCCACGGUACAAGCAGGAGAUAAGUACAAGAAAUACAAUGACCCCAGUCUGCCGAUCAACAAGCGGAUUCGGGACCUCAUGCGACGGAUGAGUCUCGAUGAAAAGAUUGGUCAGAUGGUGCAAAUUGAUCGUAAAGUAGCCACUCCGGAGGUCAUGAGGGACUACAAAAUAGGCAGCAUUUUAAGUGGAGGAGGAAGCGUACCGCAUCUGCAAGCCACCCCACAGGAAUGGCUCAACAUGGUUAAUGGUUUCCAAAAUGGUUCACUCUCAACCAGGCUUGGGAUUCCAAUGAUUUAUGGCAUUGAUGCUGUCCAUGGACAUAACAAUGUCUAUAAGGCCACCAUAUUUCCUCAUAACAUUGGCCUUGGUGCUACAAGGGAUCCUGAGCUUGUAAAGAGGAUUGGGUCUGCAACAGCUCGUGAAGUUAGAGCUACUGGCAUAAACUACGUUUUCGCACCCUGCAUUGCGGUUUGCCGAGACCCGAGAUGGGGUCGAUGUUUUGAGAGCUACAGCGAAGAUCCUGACAUCGUCAAGGAAAUGACAGAAAUCAUUAAUGGAUUGCAAGGGGAAAUUCCAAAGGAUUCGCGUAAGGGUGUUCCUUAUGUUGGUGGAAAGGAUAAGGUGGUGGCAUGUGCCAAGCACUUUGUUGGAGAUGGUGGGACAACAAGGGGCAUCAAUGAAAACAACACAGUGAUCGAUAAGCAUGGAUUGCUUAGCAUUCACAUGCCAGGUUAUAACGCAGCCAUCAUUAAGGGAGUUGGGACAGUUAUGGUUUCUUACUCUAGUUGGAAUGGAGUGAAAAUGCAUGCUAAUCAUGAUCUUGUCACCAAUUUCCUCAAGGGCGCCCUUAGGUUCAGGGGAUUUGUCAUCUCCGAUUGGCAGGCAAUUGAUAGGAUGACAUAUCCUGUGCAUGCCAACUAUACAUAUUCAGUUCUUACUGGUGUUCAAGCAGGUCUUGACAUGAUUAUGGUUCCUUACAAUUAUACUGAGUUUAUUGAUACUUUGACUGGACUUGUGAAGAACAAAUUCAUCCCCAUGAGUCGUAUUGAUGAUGCUGUUAGAAGAAUUUUGAGAGUCAAAUUCCAACUUGGUUUAUUCGAGAACCCCUUAUCUGAUGAAAGCUUUAUUGAUCAGCUAGGACAUCAGGCUCACAGAGAUUUGGCAAGGGAAGCUGUAAGAAAAUCGCUUGUUUUGUUGAAGAAUGGAGAAAAUGCUGAUGAGCCAAUGCUACCUCUUCCCAAGAAGUCAUCCAAGAUCCUGGUUGCCGGCAGCCAUGCUGAUGACUUGGGCAAUCAAUGCGGCGGUUGGACCAUCAACUGGCAAGGCGGUAGCGGAAACAAUUUAACUUCUGGAACCACCAUCCUGAAAGGAAUAGCAGAAGCCGUUGAUCCAAGCACAGAGAUUGUGUAUGAAGAAAACCCAGAAUUUGAUUAUGUCAAAGCCAACAACUUCUCCUACGGUAUUGUCGUUGUUGGUGAGCUUCCAUAUGCUGAAACAAACGGUGAUAAUUUGAACUUGACGAUCCCAUUACAAGGUCAAUAUACUCUUUACAAUGUCUGCGCCAACAUCAAGUGUGUGGUGGUUUUAAUCUCUGGAAGACCACUUGUUAUAAUGCCUCACUUAGAACAAGUUGAUGCACUGGUUGCUGCAUGGCUACCGGGCACAGAAGGCCAAGGUGUGGCUGAUGUUCUAUUUGGAGACUAUGGUUUCAGUGGGAAACUGCCUCGGACUUGGUUCAAGACGGCUGAGCAGCUGCCGAUGAAUGUUGGGGAUUUGAACUACGACCCUUUGUAUCCCUUUGGUUAUGGGCUCACUACUCAACCUCUCAACGCCACAAGUUAGUUUCAGGGAGUCGAGUUGUCUUUUUGUCUUAAUGCUAAGUAGUUUUUUUGGUUCUUUUUGAAGAUUUAGCUGUCUUUUUUAUGGAAUUAUUAGCAAAAUAAUGGUAGCAGUAAUCUUGUGUUAGAGUUUCGUAAAUAGGAUCCAAACUUCUUGAGCUGCCUAUUUGGUGUAAUUUUGUUUGUUGAAAAUAAAAAUGAGGUGCUUUUGAAGAAAAAGAA
Messenger RNA from Gossypium raimondii (Peruvian cotton), 2249 nucleotides. RefSeq lists its product as uncharacterized. Gene Ontology annotation, molecular function: beta-glucosidase activity. The record is from RefSeq and is a predicted model, not a curated record. NCBI's taxonomy places the organism in Eukaryota, Viridiplantae, Streptophyta, Magnoliopsida, Malvales, Malvaceae. Gene Ontology annotation, biological process: glucan catabolic process. The coding region runs from base 139 to 2031 and encodes 630 amino acids. The transcript is spliced from 9 exons.